Loa loa (African eye worm) is the source of this 375-nucleotide messenger RNA. RefSeq lists its product as hypothetical. Lineage: Eukaryota; Metazoa; Nematoda; Chromadorea; Rhabditida; Onchocercidae. The coding region runs from base 1 to 375 and encodes 124 amino acids. The record is from RefSeq and is a predicted model, not a curated record. The transcript is spliced from 2 exons.
AUGGAAAAGCUUUUUAACCAGGAGAAGAAGAAAGGAAAGGGAGAAAAAAAAAGAUCCCGAGGAAUGCUACACCAGACAUAUUGCGGUUCACGUUAUGGAACAGCUGCCGAAUUGCAAUUCAGAAAAGACGUAGCUGUACUUCACCAACCGUUGCAAAUAUCGGGAACCAUAAAAAAGUUAGAUUUUUUUACAAUAAAUCGUGACAUGAUCUUAUUGAAUCAAACUGAAAUUGAAAUCGAGACAAUAUCAAUCAUGGAAAGAUGGCUUCUUAUUUCUUUAUCAAUAUCAAUUUUAUUAAAGGUAAUAGCAGCUUAUACCCAAAGCUCAGGUAAUACUUUAAUGAGGGCAACACGUAAAGUGAUUCAAAUUAUGUGA